AUGACCAAAGAGUUGUUUUCCUGCUUCAGCAAAAUGUUUGUUCUAUGGUAUGGCGUAUGGCUUGGGAUGCUAGCUAUUCAGUGUUUCCGGUACUGCGACACUGUUUCAGGCAAUCCCGCUGAAUCCGGCACGCGACACGAGGUUCCAAGAUUUCGGCGGCUCGAUGGUGUCAUGUUCCCGACGACGGCCCUUGGCGGAAUGGCUAUCCAGGGUGUUUACUCCGCCAGUUAUUCCGCAUCGACCGCUCUCGCAACGGAGUACGGGGGAGCCUCGCAGAUCGUUCCUGUGACGCCAGGUGCACGUUCGGCAAUGGCCACACCUGUCCCCGGCACCUUCCCUGGCGCUUCACUUGUUCAGAGUUCUUCUUCUAUUCCCGCCAGCACAGCCGAAACAUCGGAGAAUCAGCCCGUGGGAAACAUGCAAGGGGUCACCGAGGCACCGUUAGGCACCCCCGUCCUUUGCCCCGAUUUAAGCUUAGGCGACCUGUUGGUGAUUGCAAACCGUCUGAAAGAAGGCAACGUUACCACCCGUCAGGCUGCCAUUCAGUUUCUCCAAGGUGACGCCGAAUUCAGGAACUGCAGUGUUUCCUCGAUCGCGUCGAUUGUCGGUGACUUCGGCGAAGCCACUGGCCAAGAAGUCAAUACUCCCAGGGAUGCAGGGACGCAGGAAUGGUGCAAACUGCAGCCAGCUCACCCUCUAUGCAGACACUAA
Molecule: messenger RNA, 711 nt
Organism: Neospora caninum
Lineage: Eukaryota; Apicomplexa; Conoidasida; Eucoccidiorida; Sarcocystidae
Exons: 5
Coding region: 1-711 (236 amino acids)
Source: RefSeq, a predicted model, not a curated record